AUGGCCUCCAAGUCUUUCUUCGUCUUGAAGACAAAGGCCAUUCCGAGUCGCUACCAGCUGUCCCGAAAUAUCCAGACUCUGCUCGAGGGCCUCGACAGUUACCAUGUCGGAAGCCUCGACGUUGAAGAGCUCGGAAGACUAGUUCGUCUAAGCCCUCGGCGGAGGGCCGCCGUUGCGAAUACCAUCACCAAAUGUGCCAACAUCCUCAAAAAGGACCCCGCAGAGGUCAAGACUUGCGUUGACAUUAUCGAGAUGUGCACGGAGAUUCUGGACAUUGCAGACAGGCAAAGCUGUACCCAAGGCUUUCCUUUCAUGAAAAUGCCAAUAGAAAUUCGGGCAAGAACGUUGGAGCUCAUAAUCGACAACACAUUCCGAACGUCAAUAGUAGUGCCGGCUGGGAAAACGCCAGGUUGCAGGUGUCCAAGGUUCGAAAGGGACAACGUCUUCCAGACUUCCCAGAUGAAGGCGCUGCCGAUACUGCUAGGUACAGCUCUAGAUGAAGAGUUCUACCGGAUUUUCUUUCGUAAGAAAAAGUUCCGAUUUCGCUGCACUUGUGAGCUUCUUGCACAUAUAAAUCAUAAUUCGCACUUCGCAGAUCACGUCCGCCACAUCGCAGUCCACUGGUGUGGCCCAGAAUCAGCAAAUACCUUCAAAUUACUCCCACAGUUGAUUAACCUACAGUCUCUGACACUCAAUAUUUCCAAGUCGACGCUGGUGCACUUGAAUGAACGUGCCACCUUGAUGCGAUCAUAUUUCCCACUGGCCUAUCGAAAUAUUAGGAUGGCGGACGUCUUGGGCCUGGAUGAGCUGUUGCUCGUGCGUGGUCUCCAAGAUGUCCAUGUCUUCAACGUCCAACCAAAGAGCAGCUCACAUGGCGUUGAGAUGGAUCGCGUGUGCCUUUGGGAAUUGCUGACAAGUCAGCUUACACAACCACGAGAAUCGCAGGACUCGACAGCUGCCCUGAGCCUUUAG
Messenger RNA from Metarhizium album ARSEF 1941, 972 nucleotides. RefSeq lists its product as uncharacterized. The transcript has 3 exons. Bases 1 to 972 code for a protein of 323 amino acids. The record is from RefSeq and is a predicted model, not a curated record. NCBI's taxonomy places the organism in Eukaryota, Fungi, Ascomycota, Sordariomycetes, Hypocreales, Clavicipitaceae.